Molecule: messenger RNA, 3101 nt
Organism: Bombina bombina (fire-bellied toad)
Lineage: Eukaryota; Metazoa; Chordata; Amphibia; Anura; Bombinatoridae
Product: mucin-4-like
Exons: 21
Coding region: 1-2700 (899 amino acids)
Molecular function (GO): calcium ion binding
Source: RefSeq, a predicted model, not a curated record
AUGCCGCCCCCUGCUCACGCUAGCCAAAUGGCAUGUCAAAGCAACAAUGUGAAGAUGCUUCGCAGCACAAUUCCAAGUAUAUCUAAUGCUGGAGUAAGAUGCUUGUACUACGGUGGAAAUCAGUAUUUAGAAGGUUACCAGGAGAAGGUGCAUUCAUUUGCUGAAAGUGAUGAGGAGCUCUUGGCAUAUGACUGGUGUUGCAAAAAAGUGGAUGACACAGCCUUUUGUUCAAAAUACAAGCAGAAGAGAAUACCAAUAAACUGCAGAGACUACACACCUCUCUCCCCUGCUUGGAUGUAUGGAGACCCUCACAUUACCACCUUGGAUGGCUUCAGUUACACUUUCAAUGGUCUGGGAGAUUUCACCCUGAUAAAUGCCUCUGGUUCUGGCACCUCUUUUGUCCUUCAGGGCCGCACGGCACAGACUGGUACAGCGCUGGCAACUAACUUUGUGGCAUUUGCUGCUUUUUACAAUUCCAGCAGCACAAGUAUCAAAGUCGAAUGGUAUCUCAAUAACAGUGAUAUUUCUGUUUAUGUUAAUGCAACGGAAGUCUCAUUCACAGACUCACAAGAUAUGGACGCAAAAAUUAAUAGUUCAUACCCCGAUGUAUUUCUGCAAAAGAACAAUUCAGUCACUGCAACCUUCAAAGGAAUUCUCUCUGAAUCUAUAACAACCAGCGUAUCAUCAACCUAUGGAAUGCUGAAUGCCAUGUCAAGUCUCCCAUCUCAAUUCAUAGAUAAGACUCAAGGAUUGCUUGGGAGGUGGAACUCUAAUCCAGAUGAUGACCUUGUUAAAUAUGAUGGCACAAGCAUUCCAAAGAACAGCUCAGAAGAAGAGAUCUUUAAUUUUGGCAUGACAUGGAGAAUUGACGAAGGCAGCGCAUACAACCUAUUCACUAAGUUCAGUUCGGGACAAAAAGUCAAAAGCUCAGCAACCUUUAAACCUCUAUUUUUGAAUGACCUUAUAGCUCAGAAUUCUACCCAAUAUGAAGCUAUUUCACAAGCGUGCAAAAACAACACAGAAUGUAUCUAUGAUGCCCUGAGCACAAAAAAUCGCUCUUUUGGCUUAGCAACCAUGGAAGUGUCCAAUAGAUUCCAAGUUAUUAAGAAAAUGCUUAAUUCCAACCCUCCUGUCAUAAAUGGAUCUAUCACCAUCUAUGCUUUUAUGGGUGAAACAGUUACUUCAUUGUACCGUUCCAAUAGCACAGUUACUUUUUCUGCGGCUGAGAGUUAUCCUGAUGUAACUGUAUCAGCUUUGGGAGUUCUGACAUGGAAACCAACCAGCAAAAAGGGAUUUAACUUCCUGAUUGUGGCUAAAGAUUCUGAAAACCUCGCUUCCUCCCUUCAAAUUAAGUUUGUGCUCUGCGACUGUCGUAUCAAAGAGGAAUGUAACAAUGCACAAACAUACAUGGUCAAUGAAACUUCUCUUUCUAUCGCAAGUUGUAAUUGCAAAAAUAAUUACACUGGAGAUUUCUGCAAAACAGCCCCUAAUCUUUGCGCUCAAGAAUGUUUUCCUGGGGUAACGUGUAACAGUAGAACUGGGUGUGGUCCAUGUCCCGCAGGCCUCACUGGAGAUGGGCUACAAUGUAAAGAUAUUAAUGAAUGUGAAUCAAAUAAUCUUUGUCCUGCGCAUUCUACAUGUGUAAACAGCCUUUCCAGCUAUAAAUGCAUUUGCAAUGAGGGCUAUACAUGGAACGGCGUAGCAUGCUGUAGUGCAUGUGACCAAAUUUACUGCAACAAUGGAGGAACCUGCAUUAAUACUGGAGAAUCCUGUACCAAGAAAUGUAUUUGCCACCCAGCCUUUAGUGAUAGUUCCUGCACAGUUGCCGGCAACAAUUUCCCAGCAGCACUUAGAAAUGGCACACGGAGCAGAACAAUAAUUUUAACACUUAAAUCUUCCGAAAAUAUCUCAAAACAGGAUGCAUUUGACAAGGUCAAUGCCACCAUGGAAUUGUAUUCAAUAAAACAGCUUAAGGAUGUUGUGACUCUAGGAAAUUCAUUCACAAAUGGUUUACCUACCAAUUUUACUGCAGAGUUUACAUAUAUUGCAAAUGGUUUAGCAAUAUCAAGACUAAAUGAUUUAGCAGUGCCACUGAUACAGCAGGAUAUCUCUAAAACAAAUAAUGGAAGAUCUGUAACAAAUAUUACCAUAACACAUGUUUAUGAUGGUGACAGAUUGACUUUAGGAGAACUGAAAAAUGCAUUCACCUGUGAUUUGUAUGGAUAUAGCGGAUACACAUUAAACACGGAAACCUUUGAAUGCGUGUCAGAUUGUGUUAAUUGUAAGAACGAUGCCAGCUGCUAUCAUCUGAAAAAUGAAACUAUAUGCAGGUGCAAGCCUUUCACCAUGUACACCACGUCAGGGAAGCAUUGCGAAAUUCUCUCUAUGAACCUGAAUGCUUUCUUUGGGAUAUUGUUUGGCGCACUGGCUUUCCUCUUCCUUUUUAUGAUCGGUGUUGGACUUGCUAUCUACUUCUGCCGCAAGAAGAAGAGAAAUAUCGCUGAUGAUACGGAACAGUUUUACAAUACAGAGAUUGUGUGGAAAAAAACACCAUUUUCAUCCUCUAAGAUGAAAAAAUCAUCAAUACCAAAUUUAACACAAACGGCAAAGGAACCACAUCUAAUCAGUUGGACACCUAAUCUGGAGAAAGUUGACAUUUCCCAAGAGGUAAAGAUAAAAAGACCAGAUGUGAGUUUCUGAACAUUGACUCAAACAGAAAAGACGUUUUAAGCAGUUUUUUAAUGAAGUUUUAGCUGGUUUUCUAAAACUGAGAAGUAGUGUACGAGGUUUAAAACAAACUGAUCUACAUCUACAAAGAUCUAUCUCAUUGUUGUGAAACAUAUUAUAUAUGAAAACUGCCAGGGCAACAAAGGAUCAAAGUCUGCUUUAUAUUUAUUUAUCGCUGAUGUGCACCUUUCCUUUAAGAAGAAGGGCUCAGACUGUACCAAUAAAGUGCAUCUGCUGUUUAGUGAUUAAGGAUACGUGUGUACCCAUAUAAACAUUGACAAAUAAUGAGGUGCCAAAUUAAAGACCAGCUGCUUUGGGGGAUUGACAAGAGUGAUGAACAAUGGGUUCAUUAUUUUAUUAAAGAAAAUAUUUAU